Arvicola amphibius (Eurasian water vole) is the source of this 5328-nucleotide messenger RNA. It is a transcript of the gene Frmpd3, whose product is annotated as FERM and PDZ domain containing 3. Gene Ontology annotation, cellular component: cytoskeleton. The transcript has 14 exons. The record is from RefSeq and is a predicted model, not a curated record. Lineage: Eukaryota; Metazoa; Chordata; Mammalia; Rodentia; Cricetidae. The coding region runs from base 202 to 5328 and encodes 1708 amino acids.
AAUGAUAUGGAAUGUGUACAGCUGCCAGCAGAGACACUGCGACAAGUGACCAUCCACCGAGACCCUAUAUAUGGCUCUGGCUUCGUAGCCAGCAGUGAGAGGCCUGGUGGUGGUACUAUCUGUGAGGCCAGGAGGCCCCUCUGAGGACAAGCUCCUGGCUGGUGGGCCGGUGACCAGAUUGUGGCUAUUAAUGAGGAAGACAUGCGUGAAGCCCCCAGGGAGAGGUUCAUAGGACUCAUCAGGAGUGCUAAGGAAUCCAUCGUUCUUACAGUUCUGCACACUCAUCAGUCUCCCAAAUCUGCCUUCAUCAGUGCUGCAAAGAAGGCCAAGCUGAGGUCCAAUCCUGCAAAGGUCCGAUUUUCUGAGCAGGUGGCAGUUGGAGAAACAGAUGCAAAAAUGAUGAAGAAGGAAUCUCUCCUCCUCAUCCCCAAUGUCCUGAAGGUUUUUCUAGAAAAUGGGCAGAUCAAGUCAUUCACAUUUGAUGGCCGGACCACUGUUAAGGAUGUGAUGGUGACCUUACAGGACCGUCUCUCCCUGAGAUACAUUGAGCAUUUUGCUCUUGUCCUUGAGUAUACUGGGCCGGAACAGAAUCACAAGUUCCUGAUUCUUCAGGACAAGCAGCCCCUGGCUUAUGUGGUACAGCGGACACACUAUCAUGGAAUGAAAUGCCUCUUCCGAAUAAGCUUCUUUCCCAAAGACCCCGUGGAGCUGCUGCAUCGGGAUCCUGCUGCUUUCGAGUACCUAUACAUCCAGAGUCGUAAUGAUGUUAUCCGAGAACGCUUUGGAAUGGACCCCAAGCCAGAGAUGCUUUUGGACCUUGCUGCCCUCCACAUCUAUAUCACUGUCUCAGCUACUCGGCCUAAUCAGAAGAUCACACUCAAGAACGUGGAGAAGGAGUGGGGCCUGGAACCCUUUCUUCCCCCCUCCCUCCUGCAGGGCAUCAAAGAGAAGAACCUUCGGAAGUCACUCUCUCAACAACUGAAGGCCCACCAAAUGCAUCCUUCUAGCGGCACCAAGGGUUCUGCAGUUCAAGCAAAGCUCCAGUACCUUCGAAUUCUGAAUGAACUCCCGACCUUCACUGGUGUUUUAUUCAACACUGUAGGACUGGAUGAGAAGCAGUCAGCCACCACUCUCCUGGUGGGACCCCGUCACGGCAUCAGCCAUGUUAUUGACCUCAAGACCAACCUCACCACUGUGCUGUCCGAGUUCAGCAAGAUCAGCAAGAUCCAGCUGUUCCGGGAGAACCAGGGCGUGGCCCGAGUGGAGACCAGCAUUAUGGAUGCCAAGCCCCUGGUGCUGUUGAUGGAGUGGCCUGAAGCCACCAACUUUGCCUGCCUGAUUGCGGGGUACUGCCGCCUUCUGCUGGAUUCCAGGAAGAUGGUCUUCGCCAGGCCUGCCAACCAGCCUCUCCCACUUCCUACGGUAAAGGCAGAUCACAUGCACAGCGCCCACCGCCCUGUCACUGGGGGUCACCUGGGGAAAAAGGAGAGUAGUUAUGUGGGCAGCGUGGGCACCAGCCCUAGGAAGUCAAGCCGAUGCACGACCCCACCUGCCGACCCUGAGCUUGUCAGCUUCUGCUACCUCCACAUGCGGGAACAAAGGAAGGAGCAAGAAAGCAGGACAGAUGUCAACGAGAACCUAAUCUUCUUUGAAGAAACCAGACCCCGGACCAAAUCGGACCCCACAUCCAAAAGCUCUGGCCAAGGUUAUGAGAUGGUUCCUGAUGCCUUCGAUGCAGCCAGCCUAGACCAUGAGCCUUGUGCCAGCAGGGCCCGGUCCUACACUUUGGACAAUUCCCUUGGGGCUGAAGCCCUGAAUUUCUACUGUGACUCUUGCAAAGUCAAACUCCAGGAGCAGCUGGGGCCUCGAAAAGGUGGGAGGCCUGGAUCCUCUAGGGACAAUAUGGUAGACUUAAUGUCCCUCCCACCACCAGGAAGUGAGGAAGAGGAGGAAGAGGAAGAUGAGACAACUUCUCUGUUGCCUGCCAUUGCAGCUCCACCCCCUGGUUUCCGAGACAACAGCUCUGAUGAGGAUGAUCCCAAGCGCAGAGCUGUUCAAAGUCAGGAGCAAGGACGUCACCUGCGGGGGCUCCUGUAUGAUGAGAUUCCAGUGACGCUGAUUGACAGUGUACAGACCCGGACAGUACGAGAUCAUGCCCAGGAGCUGGAUGAUGCGCUGGUGUCUACUCUGCAGGCUCUAGAAGCCCUGGCUGCUUCAGAGGAUGGACCUCAUCCUCCACCCCCACAGACUGCAGGUCUGAUUGUGCUGGCCACAAUCACUCCUGAGUCAUCGCUGGACUCGGGCCAUGAAACCAACUCUUCAGAGCUCACAGAUAUGUCCGAGAUGAUGUCGGCCAUGAAGCAGCACCAGAACGCCACCUACUUCCUGGCCCAGCACCUCAACAAGGACAGCCUCCUUGCCCGAAAGGACCUGCCCUUCAGAAUCCAGAGUUGCUCAGCUCAGGCUGUUCUCACCGCCCCUUAUGCCCUUGGGCCCCCAGAUCCCAACCCAUCCCUCCAGCCAGCUGUCACUGGCCAGAGUCCUGGCCCCCCUGGUGCCCGGAGAAAGCUGCCUCAGUCAGAAGCCCAGGUGCAGGGAGAGAGAACAUACUCCCUGGCUGUGCACCCAGCACUGUCCCCACAACUUAGUGAGCAGAAGAAACUGAGCCUGCUUCCCCCAGUUCCUGAGGACAAAGGGCCAGGCCACACUAGGGCAGGCCUAGAGAUGUCACUGAGGGCAGCCACACCAUCCCUCGGUGAAGAGCAGGUCUCAGAGCUAAGGGAAAACUUGCCCAAGGAAGUCAGGUUAAGCCCUAAGCUUAUUCUGGACCCCAAAGGCAAUGUGACCCCAGCCAUCAUCUCGGCUACCCUACAGCAGGUAGUACACAGUAAGAAUCUAGCCACUCCUGGCACAGCCUUGGCAACACCCUCCAACAGGGGGGAGAGAAGGCUAGAGGCUGGCAUGGGGAGGCCUGAGGUCACCAUGGGCAGGCCGGAAGUUAGCCUGAUGAGCAGCAAUGCCAACAAGAAUCUGAAGUUUAAAAUGAACGCUGGUGCCCUGGAGACCACACGGAAUUCUCAGCAGCAGCUGGGCACAGAGGUCUCUGCCAGCCCCAGAGCGUCCACAAGCAGUCGGGCUGACAACCUCCACCUUUCCCUACAAGAGGACAGGUUUCCUGUUCAAAGUUUCCCUCCUAAGAGCUAUCUAUCCAGAGCAAGUCGAGACUCGGUGGGCAAGCAAGCUACCGGGGAGGUAGCAGGCAAGCUUGGACCAGAGGGUGCUAAGCCUCCCCCUAACAAACAGAGCACAGUCUCUGGCCUUGGGGAGAAAGGGCAGCUGGAAAGCAUAACCAAAAGCAGCAAGUUUGAGGAGACCAGCCUGGUCCCCCGGGCUGGCUAUCCCAUGGCUCUGCAGAGCCCAAGCUGCCAGGCUCGAAGCCACAGCCCUAGCUGCCAGGCUCGAAGCCACAGUCCCAGCAGCCUGUCCCGUGGCCCCAGCCCCAGCUAUCAUCCUAGAGGCCAAAGCCCACUGAGGCCUCUGGCCACCGGCCGUCAGGUCAGCACCAUGCCCUCUAGGAAACUUGAAACAACCCUGGAUGGAGCCCACGUGGCCUCUGAAGGCCCCACAAAGCCCAAGUCAUCCCGAGGGCCUUUCCGACUGCGCAACUUAUUCUCUGCCACCUUCCCUACCCGCCAGAAGAAAGAAACAGAUGAGCGACAGGCCCAGCUGCAGAAGGUAAAGCAGUAUGAAUUGGAGUUCCUUGAAGAACUUCUAAAACCACCAAGCCAGGGGGAGCUUCCAGGCACAGAGUACCUGCAACCUCCAGCACCUGGCCGCUGCAGCUGCCAGCUGCGCAGUAGCCCUGUGCAACAGGGACCUGGCAUGUCUCGUGAACAGAGACGCAGCUGUGACUGUAAACGCAUCUGCCGAGGAGGACGGCCUCAAGCUGCCCAGAUCCCAGUGCCUGCUGGCCUUCGGGAGAGGGAGAGGGUCCUGCCUACCCAGAGGCAGCCAGAGGCUGGCCCAGGCUUGAGCCUUGGUAGUCCCAUCAAUGCCCAGCACAUCCGUUCUACCAGUCUGGAGUCCCGUGAGUGCCGGUCAGACCCUGAGAGUGGUGUUUCUUGCCUGAGCACCUGUGCCUCCGGGGGUGAGUGUUUGGGAGACCCCAACUACAGGAAACUGAUGCGCCACUACAGUAUCAGUGAGCUGGACCAGGGUGACAGGGCCUCCCUGACCUCAGAUGUCUACCCGCACCCACCCUUGGGAAUGCUGCCUAGAGAGGUCAAGGAGAUAGAUACCGGCCUCCCGCUAGCCUUGGGUCCAAAAGGCAAGUGUGCAGAGUCACCAACUCUUGGAGAGCCCUCCUACGUCCAAGUGGCCCCUGAGAGCAAAGGCCCCAGGCAGAUGGCUGUGUUUUCACUGCCAGAGGAGGUAUACCGCAGGCCAGCCGAUCUAGACGAGGACAGUGAAACCAGCAAGUGCUGUUCUAUCCGCUACUGCUUCUAUUACCGCAAGUGCGACAUGGCAGACGAUGCCAGCGACGGCAAGGACGAACUCUCCUAUUCCAUUCCCAUGAAGAUUCUGCCUGGCAUGCAGUUGGAUGAACAGGUGGUGCCUGUGGUUAGCAGAACCCUGCAGGUCCUGGAUGCCGCCACCUGCAGCAGCAGCCCCGAGGCCUCCCACACCCAGGAAAUCGACCUUCGGGUUUCCACCUUUGAGGGGAGCCUGGCUAAAAUCAAUGCGCUACGGGCUCACGCCUAUGGCCUCCCUGACGGCUUCCUGGCAGCCCGCCUGGACACCAAUGAGCUGCUGACAGUCUUGCGGCAGUGUGUGGCCAGCCCCGAGGCACGUGCCCCCAAGCCCUAUGUCUCUCAGAUUUCUGAGUACAAGGUUGAGCUAGCUCUCAAGUUCAAGGAGCUCCGGGCCUCCUGCCGCCGAGUAGCCAAUGUGGACAAGAGCCCCACUCACAUGCUGGCGGCCAUCACAGGCAGCUUCCAGGUGCUGAGCAGCCUCAUUGAGACUUUUGUGCGGCUGGUGUUCAUCGUGCGCUCGGAGGCCCAGCGCCAGGAGCUGCUGGCCAAAGUAGAAGAGGUCGUGAGGAAUUACACCUUCCUGCUGCGUGCAGCUGAGGAGUCCACAGCCAGGAACCUUAGCCAGCAGCAGCAGCAGCAGCAACAACAACAACAACAGCAACAGCAACAACAGCAGCAGCAGCAGCCAUCGCUGCCACCACUGUCGCUGCCAGCAGCCACAGGGCACCCCCCAGGCUCCCCAUCAUCGCCUGUUAUGAGCACAUUCACACACUCCUUUAAAACCUUUAUUAAGUAG